Nymphaea colorata (pocket water lily) is the source of this 1857-nucleotide messenger RNA. RefSeq names its product geraniol 8-hydroxylase-like. Gene Ontology annotation, molecular function: monooxygenase activity; iron ion binding; oxidoreductase activity, acting on paired donors, with incorporation or reduction of molecular oxygen. The record is from RefSeq and is a predicted model, not a curated record. The transcript is spliced from 2 exons. Bases 250 to 1782 code for a protein of 510 amino acids. NCBI's taxonomy places the organism in Eukaryota, Viridiplantae, Streptophyta, Magnoliopsida, Nymphaeales, Nymphaeaceae.
CCCAGCCCGACCCCAUUGCUGCUGCCCUGCAGGGUCUCAGGGUCUCUCUCACAGCCACUUUCAAGCUUUUCCCCUCCUGCCGUGGCGUGAAGGUCUCUCAGCCCCCUUUCAAGCUUUUCCCUGCCGUGCCGUGAAGGUCUCUCUCAGCCCCCUUUCAAGCUUCCCCCCUUCCAAGGGAUCUCUUAUAAAGCAGUCAAGGCAGCCAAGAACGAAGGUAGAGGAACAAAGAAUAGAAGCUAGCAGAAGUAAAUGGCUGCCCUUUGUGAUUUGGUACCUUGGGUCUGCAUCUUGCUAUCCUUUGUCAUCUUCUACAAUCUCAUUUCCUCGAAAACCAGCAAGCUACCACCAGGCCCGGUGGGUUUGCCGGUGGUCGGCUCCCUGUUCCAGGUUGGCGAUAUGCCCAAUGAGUCUUUGGCUAAGCUCUCCAAACGGUAUGGACCCCUAAUGAGCCUUCGCCUUGGGUUGACGACCACUGUGGUGGUGUCCUCGGCGGAGAUGGCGGAGGAGGUGCUGCAGAAGCACGACCAGGACUUUGCCGGCCGGACCAUCUUGGAUGCAGUCAAUGUGUGCGGCUGCCCCGAGUCGUCCAUCAUAAUGAACCAGAAUUGCCCGAGAUGGCGGGAAAUAAGACGCGUCUGCAAUAACGAGUUGUUCGCGCCUAAGAAGCUGGAGGCCAUGAGGGGACUCCGGGAGGAGAAGGUGGGAGUGCUCCUCAAACACAUCCACACGGCAUCGGUGGCCGGACGUCCGGUCAACAUCGGUCAGUGCGUCUUCAAAAUGGCUCUCAACUUGAUGUCCAGUACAGUGUUCUCGGAGGACGUGGUGGAUUUGGAAUCGGAGUCGAUGGGAGAGUUCCAGGGCUUGGUCUGGGGGUUGAUAGAGGCAGCCAGGAAGCCGAACGUUGCUGAUUACUUUCCGAUGCUAAGAUUGGUGGAUCCUCAGGGCCUUAGAAGGCGAGUUCAGACUCUCUUAAAGCAAACGGAUGCUAUCCUUGACGAAUUGAUGGAGAAGCGAUCCCAGUCGCAUGGCGCUGCAACAGAAGGGUGGAAGAAAGAGAGGGAGGAUUUCUUGGACGUGCUGCUCCGACUUGUGGAGACCCCAAACUCCGGCUUCACUAGACAGAACGUCAAGCCCAUCAUCAUGGACCUCUUUGUCGCUGGAACCGACACAAGCAGCAUUACAGUGGAAUGGGCCAUGACAGAACUGCUUCGCCACCCGAACAAGAUGGCUGCAGCUCAGUCCGAGAUAAAACGGACGGUCGGCGUGGAUUGUGUCGUCCAGGAGUCGGACAUCCCACGGCUCCCUUACUUGCAGGCAGUCGUGAAAGAGACCCUAAGGCUACACCCACCUGCUCCCUUGCUCAUGCCACACCGAGCAGAUGUCACCAAACGGCUUGGUGGGUUCACCAUCCCCAAACACACGCAGGUGGUUGUCAAUGCUUGGGCUAUCGGCCGCGAUGCUUCCUACUGGGAAAGCCCGACGUCUUUUUUGCCGGAGAGAUUUAUCGGUUCGAACAUUGAUUUUAAAGGAAAGAACUUCCAAUUCAUCCCCUUCGGAGCAGGAAGGAGAAAGUGCGUCGGCAUGGCUUUGGGGCACCGAAUGGUUCACUUGGUACUCGCUUCUUUGCUGCAGGCCUUUUCAUGGGAGCUUCCCCACGGGAUCGAACCAGAGCAAGUUAGCGUAGAGGCCAAGUUUGGGAUAACACUACAUAAAGCUGUACCUCUUACAGUGUUCCCAUCUCCUUUAAUUAAUGGAUAUGUACAUGGUUCUGAUAUCUUGUGAGAUGAUUUUCUAUUGUAUUACACACCACAACUUUAUCAUUAGGACUUACCUUUGAAUAAGAUUCUGAUCAUUUUG